UUUUUUGGUAUCCUUAUGCAAAGGAAUUUGUCCCACGAAGUAACAUCAUCUUCUUCUGUAACAUCACCAUCGUCGGUGCUAUCUUCUCUAGUUUCAGCGCAUGAGGAGGGGGAAGAGACUGAUGAUUCUUCAAAAAUCAGAAAUAGGCUUUUGGACGUUGCGAUUGAUAGAAAGAGAAGCGAGAUUCAAAGGGAGGAGAUGGAAGUGAGUAGUAAUGACGGAAGCAGCUUCAAAGAAGCAGACCUUGAUCUCUACACUAUUCCUUCUCAAUCCAGUUGGUUCGUAUGGGAAGAUAUACACGAAAUCGAAAGACGCGAGUUCGUCGAGUUCUUCAGCGAGACCUCCAUCACCCGAACCCCUAAGGUCUACAAGGAGUACAGAGACUUCAUCAUCAACAAGUACAGAGAAGACACCUCUCGCCGCCUAACCUUCACCAGCAUCCGCAAGCACCUCGUCGGCGACGUCAAUCUCCUCCGUAAAGUGUUUCUCUUUCUCGAGAACUGGGGUCUGAUCAACUUCCUCCUCAAGGAAAGUGAUGAUUAUGAGGAGGAGAGUGAAGUUAAGAUCGAGCAUGGGACUCCUUCCGGGAUCCGUGUAACCGCCACUCCUGUUUCCAUGAGACCUGUCACCUUACCUCCCCACGUUGAGGAAAGAGCUGAGCCUGCGUUUAAGUUCUCACCGCUAACUUCUUAUUCAGAUGUGUUCGCUGACUUCAAGAAGCCGUUGUUGGUCUGUGGGCGUUGUGGAGAACGUCCUUUCUAUCAACAUACCAAGAGUGUUGUCACUUUAUGCGACAAGUGUUUCAAGAACGGAGACUAUGGGGAGAACAACUCAGCAGAUGAUUUCAAGCUGAUUGGGAGCUCUGGUACAGCUGACUGGACCGAGGAGGAGACCCUUCUCUUGCUAGAGUCUGUUCUCAAACAUGGAGAUGAUUGGGAGCUCAUUGCACAGAGUGUUUCUACGAAGACUAGGCUUGAUUGUAUUUCCAAGCUCAUUGAGCUCCCUUUUGGAGAGUUUCUGAUGGGAUCUGCCUCUGGAAGACUCAGAUCCUCUAUCCCAACCUCCGAGGAUGGGAACCUUUCGUCUCCUUCCAAUGUUGUUGAACGUAUGAAGGCUGACGGUCAAGAACAGAAGGAGACAGAGACAAGGGAAGAAAAGGAAGAAGAUCGUGUCGUCGAUGAAGAUGAGCCUCCAGCAAAAAGGAAACAUGUUGCAAUGCUAUCGGAUGGUGAUUGUUCACUUUUGAAACAGGUCGCAGCAAUGGCAUGCAAAGUUGGUCCAUCUGUCACGGCCGCUGCUGCAAAAGCUGCAAUUGCUGCUCUUUGUGAUGAAGCCUCUUGUCCAAAAGAUAUUUUCGAAACAACUGGUGAUUCUGCAGUUUACAGAGCUGAUGGAGACAAAGAUACAUCAGAUAUGGAGGAACAGCAAGAAGACAAAGAAGGGACUCAGGAGGAUCUACCCGUAGGUUUAAGGAUGAGAGCGUCAGUGGCAACAGCUCUUGGAGCUGCGGCGGCUCACGCAAAAAUACUGGCUGAUCAAGAAGAAAGAGAGAUGGAACAGUUAGCUGCGAGUAUAAUAGAUCAACAGCUGAAGAAGAUGAAGAGCAAGUUGAAGUUUCUGGACCACUUGGAAUUGAUAAUGGACGCGGAAGAACAAGUGAUGGAGGGUGUAAAGGAAACAAUUCUCCAAGAGAGGAUUAGCGUUUUGCAAUGCGCGUUUGGUGACGGUAUUACGAAACGUUGGGAUAAUAUGUACGUGAAAUAGUGAUCCUUUGUUGGUCCCUAGGAGGAUGAUGUUUGAGAUUAAAAGAGGAUGUGUUUUUGUAAGACUUUUGUCCGUUUGGGUGGUCUCUCUUGUUGUUAUUAACUUUACGAGUUGGUUGUUGACUUGUUACAUUUUACUGUAGAAUGGUCUGACCAAUUAAUGGAUGGAUGGGUCUCUUCUCUUCUAA
Molecule: messenger RNA, 1951 nt
Organism: Raphanus sativus (radish)
Lineage: Eukaryota; Viridiplantae; Streptophyta; Magnoliopsida; Brassicales; Brassicaceae
Product: SWI/SNF complex subunit SWI3A
Exons: 9
Coding region: 16-1764 (582 amino acids)
Molecular function (GO): protein binding
Source: RefSeq, a predicted model, not a curated record